AAAUGACAAUAACUGAUAAACUUUGCUUUGGAUUUUCAAUAGCAGCAUUAGUCAUAUAUGUAAGCUUAUUUGGAAUUUCAAACAUCCUUGGUUAUGGUCCUGUAAACUAACCAAUGAGCAAUGGAAGUAUAUUUAUAGGCCAUUGUUAGAGUAAUGUAAUUUAAUAUACUUUCCGGAUCCAAAAGAUAUUUCAAAGACAUUUUGUUUAGAAGAAUGUCCAAAGACUGGUGAUACAAAAUUGCAUUGUGAUAAUUGUUCCGGCAACAUUAUUAAUACAGAUGAAUGUAAUAUGUUAUUAUUUAUUUAGACAAUCAUGGAUGUAUACCUACAUUAUAUUCUUAAUUAUCAUAAGUUAUGCCUGCAUUGGAAACUCCAACACUUAAUAACUUUACUUAAUCUUUAAUUUCAAACAGUGAAUUUUUAUUUACAGGGCUUUUAUUACUUCUAGCCUUUCUUUAUUUAAGUUAAAGAGUUACCAGAUAAUAUUUUUCAAUAUUAAAUUCAUUCUAAACGAAAUUCUAUCCAUAUGGUUUAUUAUGGCUUUCAAUCAUUAUGGCAUAUCGUUUGUCGAACUUUCAUGAUAUAAAUAAACUAGAAAGAGCAGGAGAAUCAAGAUAAUUAAAUUAAUAAUCCAUUGAAAUUUUAAUUGAAGCUUUCAAUCAUAAAUCUACCUAUACAAUAGUUUUAUUGAUCUUAAUCAAAAUAUUUAUAGGAUCCGUUAUAUCUUAAUGUUUCAAUUAAAAUGAUAAAGAAGGUUACAGAUUGAAAAGUUACAUAUCUUUGGUUUUAAGAAAGAAACUUGAAUUAUAUACAUUUAGAUAUAAUUCUGCAAUUUAAGUUCUUGUAAUUGUCAACUUUUUAAUAUUCUACUACUCAACUACGUAAGAAUUAUUAGUAAUUUUAGGGCAUCAUUAAGCAUUGGCUCAAUUAAUUCCUCCAAACCUGCAUAUAGCUAAUAUUAACCAUCUAUUUUGGGAAUCAUCUUAGCAAUUUUAGCAUUUUGCCUUUUUAUUUAUAUAUCUAGAAUAUUAAGAUUGUAUACUGAUUAUUUCAUAUAUUUUUUUACAUUAAAACAAUUACUAUGGGAGUAAGAAGAAAGUAUAUCAAUUUUAAAGUAAUUAAUAAAUUAAAUUAGAAAUUCAUUUGAAGCUUUUGGAACAAUUUCUUUAUUAGCUUUUAAACAGAUUAUAAAUUCCCCAAAAAAUAUAGGGAUUAAAUUUAUGAAUUUAAUUAAAAAGCCAUAAAUAGCCCAAAAAUGGGAGAAUGACUUAUCUUUAUUAAGUUCCUUAACAAUAGGUCGUUAAGUAUAUUACUUAACUCAAAACUAAAUUAAUAAUUAAGCAAUUGCUUCAUAUCAAUUAUAGGAGAGUAUAGAUGCUUUACACAUUUAAGAUUUAGAGAUAGUUUAUUAAUUAUGUAAAAAUAUUUAUAAAUUGUAUUAGAUUAAUAAGCUGAAACUAUUCUAAGGCAUUCUGGAUGGUCAAUAGGAUGUUUGAUAGGACUGAUUAAUUCACUCUUUGGUUGUGGAUUUUCUACUAUCUUAUUAAUGGUUCCAUUAUCUUGUGAUCUUAAUUAUGUGAUCGGUGCAUAAAUUAUUAAAGGAUUCUUUACUUUUGGAUUGAUUGAUGGAAAUAUAGAUGACAAUAAAUUGAUGAAUUAUUAUAAGACAAUCAUCUAAAUUGAGAAGGAAGAACAUUUGUCCAAGAAAAAUAAAUUAUAAUAAAAUUGA
Molecule: messenger RNA, 1729 nt
Organism: Paramecium sonneborni
Lineage: Eukaryota; Ciliophora; Oligohymenophorea; Peniculida; Parameciidae
Source: the annotation of a GenBank genome assembly